Messenger RNA from Ipomoea nil (Japanese morning glory), 2580 nucleotides. Its product is annotated as cationic amino acid transporter 2, vacuolar-like. The coding region runs from base 354 to 2342 and encodes 662 amino acids. Gene Ontology annotation, cellular component: membrane. Gene Ontology annotation, molecular function: amino acid transmembrane transporter activity. The record is from RefSeq and is a predicted model, not a curated record. The transcript has 14 exons. NCBI's taxonomy places the organism in Eukaryota, Viridiplantae, Streptophyta, Magnoliopsida, Solanales, Convolvulaceae. Gene Ontology annotation, biological process: amino acid transport; transmembrane transport.
CUGUCGACUGAAUCUCUCUCUCUCUCUCUUUUUUUUUUUUUUUUUUUUUUUUUGGUGCGUAUCGACUGAAUCUCUGAUGCCUAUCUACCCGCUCCUAUUAUUUCGCACGCAGCCGCAGCCCACUUCCUUCUUUCCGGAGAAUCCACUAUACCAUAGGACUCUCCUCCCUUCUCCUAUACUUUUGUGCAUACAUUUUGCACACUGUUUUUUAAAUUUCUUUUCUCAUAUACUAACUUAAAAGAGUGAAUUCAGCAUUUGAUACUUGCCCAUUUACACAAGAAAAAAAAAAAAAAAGGUAUCACAAAGACGACGACAUCUUUUGGAUUGAAACAUUUGGAAGCUGAAGAAGUGGAAUGGGAUUUGUUUCUGAUUGGCAAAAGAGUGGCGGUUGUGAAAGAGGGUAUUUUUCUGGGGGGUUGAGAAGCCUUGUGAGGAGGAAGCAGGUUGAUUCUGCCGCUGCUGCUUCUUCUGCUCAUUCAAAUCCAUCAUCAUCCUCUUCUCCUUCUUCUAUUUCUUCUUCCGGGCAUGGUAGAGUGCAUCAUCAUCAGUUGGCUAAGGCAUUGACCAUCCCUCACCUAAUUGCCAUAGGUGUUGGUUCCACAGUUGGUGCUGGGGUUUAUAUUCUAGUUGGCAGUGUUGCCAGAGAGCAUACAGGUCCAGCCCUCACCCUUUCCUUUUUGAUAGCUGGGAUAGCAGCUGCUCUCUCUGCCUUCUGCUAUGCUGAGCUUGCAAGCCGUUGCCCUUCAGCCGGGAGUGCCUAUCAUUAUUCCUACAUAUGUGUUGGAGAAGGAGUUGCUUGGUUGAUUGGAUGGGCAUUGAUACUGGAAUACACAAUUGGAGGUUCUGCAGUAGCACGCGGCAUAUCUCCAAAUCUGGCUUUGCUCUUUGGAGGUCAGGACAGUCUCCCAAUCUUUUUAGCUCGUCAAACAAUCCCUGGGCUUAAUAUUGUUGUGGACCCAUGUGCGGCAAUAUUAGUUUGCAUAGUCACUGGGCUUCUAUGUGUGGGAAUCAAGGAGAGUACAAUGGCACAAGGAUUUAUCACAAUGGCCAAUAUAUGUGCCAUGGUUUUUGUAAUUGUUGUUGGUGGAUAUCUGGGCUUCAAAACUGGAUGGCCUGGUUAUGACCUUCCUGUUGGGUAUUUUCCCUUUGGGGUUAAUGGAGUGCUGGCUGGGGCUUCAACCGUAUUCUUUUCAUACAUUGGUUUCGAUACAGUCGCUAGUACUUCUGAGGAGGUGAAGAAUCCUCAGCGCGACUUGCCAUUGGGGAUCGGCCUCGCAUUGUUUAUAUGCUGCAUGUUAUAUAUGUUAGUCUCUGCUGUUAUUGUAGGUUUGGUCCCUUAUUACGCUAUGGAUCCUGAUACCCCAAUCUCCACUGCAUUUGGGAGCUAUGGUAUUGAAUGGGCAGUAUAUAUAAUAACUACUGGAGCCUGUACUGCUCUUUGCUCUACACUGUUGGGUUCCCUCUUACCUCAGCCACGGAUACUUAUGGCUAUGGCUAGGGAUGGGUUGUUGCCAUCAUUUUUUUCAGAUGUUAACAAACAUACUCAAGUUCCAGUCAAGAGCACUCUAGUGACUGGUUUACUUUCUGGAGCCUUAGCAUUCUUCAUGAAUGUUGAUCAGUUAGCUGGAAUGGUUAGUGUCGGUACACUUCUUGCAUUCACUGUGGUGGCAAUUUCUGUGCUCAUACUGCGGUAUGUUCCACCAGAUGAGGUGCCCCUUCCACCUUCUUUUCAGGAGGCAAUAGAUGCAGUAACUAUCCGCUAUAGUGGCAGUGAAGAUAAUGUAGAUAUUACCAAAACUGCUACUGUGACCAUGGAUAGUGACCUUCCAUUGUUGGUCAAGGCACCUGUUUGGCAUCCUCUUCCAGAGAAAGCAGCAGCUCAGUUCAGCUGUUUAGUAAGUGAAAGGCGGAAAGUUGCUGGAUGGGCUAUCGUAUUUACCUGUAUUGGAGUGCUUGUACUUGCUUCUGCUGCUUCGAGUGUUGGCCUGCCAAAUUCUCCGAGGUUCAUACUUUGUGGACUUGGUGGAUUCCUUGUGCUAUCUGGUUUAUUGGUGCUGACUUCCAUACACCAAGAUGAUGCAAGGCACAACUUUGGACAUUCAGGAGGCUUUGUUUGCCCAUUUGUUCCCGUCUUGCCAAUCGCCUGCAUUCUCAUCAAUGUCUACCUGUUAAUAAAUCUUGGUGGUGCAACUUGGGGCCGUGUAUCUGUAUGGUUGGUAAUAGGAAUGAUUGUUUAUAUUUUGUACGGACGAAGGCACAGCAAACUGCAAGAUGCAGUUUAUGUACCUGCAGCACAUGUAGAUGAAAUUUACAGGAAUUCUAAUCAUUUCUCUCUGCCAUAGUUCUCUCUCCUGUGCAACUGAAAAUCCAAGUUUUCAAUUGUACACAGCAACGUAGAAGUAGACGUAGACGCGUUGGUGUUUCAGAUCAGUUGAUGAAAUAUAUAUAUAAUGCCUCAGCUCAGUUCUCUUGUAAUAACUGGUUGGUUGGUUGUAUAGCUAUAGCAUGUGUUCAUAGUUUACAGGGAAGAAUGAAGAUGCCCAGAAAAACAAGGGAAUGAGAUUUCUAUUACCAUAUUUA